Molecule: messenger RNA, 1380 nt
Organism: Manduca sexta (tobacco hornworm)
Lineage: Eukaryota; Metazoa; Arthropoda; Insecta; Lepidoptera; Sphingidae
Exons: 4
Coding region: 145-1350 (401 amino acids)
Source: RefSeq, a predicted model, not a curated record
AAUUCUGGAGUGUUUAACAGAUAUAAUAGCAUAUCUGAUAAUAAGGGAAUUUCCAGUGCUAGUACAUUUCAAGAUUUUGCUUCUGGGGUCCAAGGUUGUGAAAAAAGAUGUGUCACUGUACCUGAUUCUAGUACUUCAGAAAAUAUGGUUUUCCAAUCACCUGCACUUAAUAAUGAUAUAAGUAAACACAGAGAAACUUCUAAAUCACAGAUAGUUUUUAAAAUGGAGUCCAUUAAUAAAAACAUACAACCACAACCUAAACCAAGUGUGGCUACUGUCUGUGCAACAUAUUGCAAAAUUAAACCAAAGACUGAUGAACAAAGAAUUAGGAUAUUGUCUGACAUCAAAGUUGAUAAUGCCAUAAAUAGUAAUGAAAGAAAACUAAUCCCUGUAUUAAGAAAUGCUACAUCCACACCUUUGUUGCAAACUUUAGUUAUCAAUGGAACACCUGCAUAUAGACCACAUCCUGUAAAUAUGCAACAACAAAGUUUUACUAAAGAUGAGAUUAUGGCCAUGCCUACUAUUAUUGUUGUUCCAGCAUCAGAUCCAUCCCAAUUGUCUACAAACAUGAAGUUUAGUUCCGUGACGUCUCAAAGUUCUAAUAUUAUAUCAGUGCCGACUAGUCGCACUGAAAAAGUUUUGAGUCCUCUCGUGGUGGAUGUUUCAUCAAAUUCUUCUGAAGAAAAUGAUAAAAAAGAAGAAACAGCUAAAGAAGCAGAAACUGCUGUAAAUGAAGUAGGUCUUAUCAAGACUGUAGAUAUUGCUGCACAACCAAAAAUGACUUCAAUGCCUAAAGAUGGAGUCAAAGCAUGUACAGCAGAGACUAGUACGCCAAUGGUAUUUCCCCCUUUGAGAAAAUCUUCUUCGACACCUCGUCGUACAUCGCACGUAAGAGUUUUGGAUUUUACUACUCCUAGAAGAGUUUUACAUGAAACUAUCAUAGAACAAGACUCUGUGCAACCUAGCACCAAACCUUCUGAUUUUGUUCUUAGUCAAAAUAUUGGUACAGUUUUGUCAGAACAAGUUGACUUUGCCUUAAAUGAAAACAAUAAACAAAUAGCAAACGUCCUAAAUGUUACUACUAAACCUGCAAAUGAUAAUAAAGAAACUGUAACAUAUACAAAAGGUAAUUGGGAUCAUGACUUAAGAGCUAUGAUCGAAAAAGAUAAGGAAGUCUUAUCAAAAGUUAAAACUAAGCAAAAAACAAAAACUACCAAAAGAAAAAAGAUGACAAAAAGAAGACUGCUGAAAAAGAUGUUUCUGAAAAAAAUAAACGGAGAAAAAGUAAGAGAAAACUUGAGGAAGAAGAUGAGCCUGAUCUCACUAUCAAGCCAGAUGCCAUACCUGUAAAGCCCACCAUAAAUAUUAAGCCUGCCGCAG